This is a messenger RNA of Apis cerana (Asiatic honeybee), 12949 nucleotides long. It is a transcript of the gene enok, whose product is annotated as histone acetyltransferase enoki mushroom. The record is from RefSeq and is a predicted model, not a curated record. Gene Ontology annotation, biological process: regulation of transcription by RNA polymerase II; nucleosome assembly. NCBI's taxonomy places the organism in Eukaryota, Metazoa, Arthropoda, Insecta, Hymenoptera, Apidae. Gene Ontology annotation, molecular function: chromatin binding; histone H3 acetyltransferase activity; transcription coregulator activity. Gene Ontology annotation, cellular component: chromatin; MOZ/MORF histone acetyltransferase complex; nucleus.
AUCUUAUAUUUUUUCCGAAUUUUUUUCUAUUGUCAAAUUUUUUAAAUUAUAAUUUUUAAAUUCAUUUUUUAAAUGAAAAUUAUUAAUUGUUAUAUUUUUUUAAUUCAUUUUAUAUAUAAAUUGAUAAAAAUUAUAUUAAAAAAAUGUUAUUAAAUCUCGAUAAUUUCAUGAAGAGAGAGAAAAAAAGAGAAACAAUAAUUUAUACAAAACGAAAUGUUAAUAUUUAUAGGUACAUGGUUCAAAAGCAGAAAGAUACGAUCCUGAAAACUCGUUGCAAAGUUUCUGUACAGCGUCAUAUAGCAGAUGCGCGUGUGUGAUGUGAGGAACUGAUUGGGAAUGGUCAAAGUGAUCGCAAAGCAAAUGACGGCCAUAGUGAAGGUAAAAAGUAUGAUUAAAGAAAUGUGACGAACUGCAUAUAUAAAUAUCGGAUAUUUUUAAUAAUAAUAGCAAUUAUUAAUCUAAUUUUUAAUAUUUACGUUUUUAUUACACUAUGUACUCCCGUGCUUUAAGUGUUUUAUUCCAGAUAUCCCAUAAGAUACAAUGUAGAUAUACAAAAAUGAUGUGCAUGUGUGCGCGCGCGCCAGAAAACGAACGAAAAGCGAGGCACGUGUGACCGGUAAUGAGAGUGUACGAGUCAAAGUAAACGGUUUGAUUGGUCGACGAAAACGUGUGCCCCUACGACUGUUUCGUGAUUUCGCCGUAACUGUGAGCGCGGUGUGCGCAGUGCGCUCCCCACCGCGUGCGCGCAGUGUGUAACCCCCGCGACCGCCAUCUUUGUCAAGUGGGUAACCUUUGUUGAUUUGUGUGAAAUGUGACGCCGUUGUCGCGAGAUAAUUAGUGAUCGUGAUUGAAUAUCCUGUGUACGAGUAUCUAGUGAUCUGUGUGGAUUUCACUGUGGAUUUAUACAUGGAAUUACUAGGAUCAGGUAAAGCAAUUAGUCUUUCGUUAUACCUUACAAGAGAACCACGCGAAUUAUCAUCGGACGCAUACGGGCUAGCGGGUCGGGCCGCCAGUUCGUGAAAGAGUGAGAGGGAGAGAGAGUGAAUGUAUAAUAGAGUGCAAAAGAGAGAAGAAGAUAAUUUUCUAUACGCAGUGUUUCUCCUUACUUGUUCUCGAUAAUUUUUUUCGUACUAUGGUUGAACAAGUGUAUUAUCGAAUGAAAUUAACGUGUCAGGCGUUUCUUCGUAAAAAUAAACAGUACGAUGUUGUAAUUAAAAGAUUAUUCUUGCGCGCGAAAAAUUGUGCGAAACAGCGGAGAGUUGACCGUGCCUACCCAAGAUGGCUGCCCGUCGGGCUUCGAGAAAUUUGUGUCCUUAUUGUCUACUUGGACACGUAAUUGAAUCGUCUUAUAUUUUUUUUAAUUAUUAUCGUGCACAAAAUAUCUAAGCAAGAAGUAUUGAAAAUUUAGUGUUUUAAUAUAAUUACGAUUAAUUGUUAGAUGAUAGACAGUAGCAUUAGCUGUGACUUUGUGGGCGACGGCCGUCGCGAUUUACUACGUUUACUAGUUAUACAAAGUGUUUUUUUUUUUACAAAAAACGUGAUUUAUAACAAUUUGUAGCAGUUAUUUCUGCUUGAAAAACGUCAGACAAGAUUUUCGAUUUGCAUGGAAGUACGUGUUUCAAGUUAAAAUUAUAAAUUGGCUAUGAUUAAGAUUAAAAUGGCUACCGACGGUAACCAGUUGGUGAUUAUUAGCAAACAUAUCUUUCAGGAUCAGCAUAAAAAAUAUAAUGUGACCUUGGAAUGGAGAUGUGAAGCAACUCGUACGAAAAUCCUGCAUGCUAAAGGCGCAGAAUGUGAGUGUCAUAAGCUCUGCUCGUAAAAAUUAACUCGUAGACAGUCGAGCAUUGUUCAUCGGGUGUGUAUAACCUGGCCUGGUACGUGAUUGUCGUCGCCGGUGUCGCCGCCGCCGCUUUCGUCGGCAGACGGCCGACGGAGACGAGAAAUGGACGAACCCGAGUCCGCUGACACGUGGUCGGCCUGGUUCCUGGACGCGAUCCGAAAAAUACGCAGCCAGAAACAGAGGCCGAGUGUCGAGCGGAUAUGUCACGCGAUUCGACAACACCAUAAUUAUCACGAGGAGGAAAUCGCUGAACACCUGGAAGUUGCUGUAAAACGUGGCGAUGUGCUCAAGAUCUUUAAUAAAGGACAAUCAUCGUACAAAGAUCCUGGUGGGUUACAGUCGAAACCGCUCAAGGUUGGCAAGGCCUCCGAUCUUAGUAAAGUACUGGGUAAGGCUGUUAGAGAAUUGGGAGAAAGGGAGGGAUCAACUCUGAAGAACAUCGAAAAAUACAUCAGACAAAGUCAUACAGUUGAGGAAGAAGCGGAAGGUGAUUUGAGAACAGCGCUUAGACUAUCUGCUAAAAGAGCAGUCGAUCGAGGACUUGUGAUACAGGAUGGUAGACUUUUUCGGCAACCGGAUAGGCCACCUUAUCUUAAAAAACAUGGAGAAAACGCUCAUAUUGUGCCACCGGAGCCCCCUGUACAUAAGUUGCCAGCUCCAUUACCGAUAUGCAGAGAAUGUCUUGGCGCGACGAUAGCUGGAAAUAAUAAUAAUACAAAACGCAAUGUUUCCGAAAAACUGAGCAGAUGUAGUGUAUGCGGUGCAGCUUUACAUAAUUCUUGCGCACCACCUGAACUUUCGAAUCUUGUUGAAAGGGGUAUAACGUGGUCUUGCGAUGACUGCUCUCCAACAUGUGCCGGUUGCCAGUUAGAACGGGAAUCACAGAAUUAUCUAGUGAAAUGUUCCGGUUGCGUCAAAUGUUACCAUCCUACUUGUCUAGAUCCAGCAAUUGAUAAAAAGAAUAAAAUACCCUGGAAAUGUCGACAUUGUCAAACACCGCAUACACCGGUAUCAAAAGAUGAUAAUAAAAAGAAUAAAAUACAACAGGACACGGCAAAUUCGCUCGAAGAGACACCGACCAAUGCAAGAAAGAGACUUAGCAAAUUACGCGAGAGUAGAAAAUCCACGAUAUCGAGAAAGAGCCUGACGAUUUCAACUCCGGUGAAGAAAGCUGGCGCAGGAGUGGGACAGGUGGACAGCAGCUCGGACGGUAAUGCGGGUGUUGUCUCCCCUCGUCAACCACCUUUGAUUUCCUCUCCCUUACCACAACCCCCCACCCCACUCGCAGGCCAGGGUAGGCUACUUGAAGAAAAAAACGAUCGGAUUUCCAAAGAGAAGCAAAAAUUUUUUAGACUGAGUGCAUUUAAUGCGGAGCACAAUAAAUUGAAGCGGGUGGGGGGCAGUGAAAAAUUAAAAUGUUCUCAGAACGUUAGUCCUAGGUUAACUCGGGGAAACGCGAACCAAAAACAACCCAUAUCCAGUAAAAAGGUACUGCUAAUGUCUAGCAGUAGCAGCAGCAGCGACGCGACCGAUACUGAUUCUUCCGACGACACCAGUGAUUCGACCGACGAUGACAAUGAAGAAGAGGAGGGAGCAGUCAGGAAUGGGGUCAGGGAGGGGGGAGAAGAGGAAGAGGAGGUGGACGGUAAUAAUUCUAGCGCAUCCAACGAUUCGUCCACCUCGGAAGAAGACAAUGACGACGACAACGACGACGACAACGACGAUAACGAUGACGAUGAAGACGACAACGAUGACGACGACGAUGUCGAUAACGAUAAUCAGAAAAAAUGUUCUGUCGUUAUUGAAGGUGGUAAUGAUGGCGGUGACAGUACCAUUAUCAAUGCCUCUCCUAAACUGAGAGGUCCGUUUUCAUGUGAUUUAAACGAAGAUAAACCUUGGGGUUUUGCCGCGGCCGCAGCUAAGCUCAACAUGGAAUCGCCAUUUUUUAGUAAUAUUACCAAUACCUUUGGUGCACCGUUACCUAAACUCGAUGUAACUAGUACAUCGACAUUCGGAUUACCGGUUAUCAAUUCGUUUGAUGGGAAGAAAAAACAGAAAAGCAAUAGGAAUGGUAGUGCUAUAUCAGAGAGUUUUAAUAAUAUGGACGUAAACAAAAUUAAACCUGGCACUGGUCAAUUAAAAGGUCUAUUCGAUGGACUAAGUCACUUUUUUUCAGUACCUACUAACAGUAGAGUAAGAUCCAGUGCUUUGACGCCUAAUUAUGCGCCUGAUAGAAGAAAGCGACCUAAUUCGGAUGAUAGUGAUAACAAGACCAGUAAAGUUUUAAAAGGAAUGCAAAUUAAUAAGAAUGACAAUCUAUCGUCUGAUUUAGGCAAAUUAAAAGAAAAAAAGAAGACAGAGACAAAGAACGAUAUAACGAGAAUUCCUCGGCCUGGAAUAUUUACACCUUCUGAUGAAACGUUGUUUAAUUCUCUUAAUGAAAAAAUGCCAAAAAUGACGCCGUCGAAUUUGGUUAAAACCGCGGUUAAUAGUAAGAGGCACGAACACGAGAGAAGAAAGCUAAUGAAAGAUGAUACGCCAUUAAUAAAAUGUGCAACUGCGACAGAUGCAUCUUUACCAUCAUUCCCAUCACCGUUAUUAUCAUCGUCAUCGUCCUCGUCCUCGUCGUCGUCGUCAUCGUCGUCGUCAUCGUCGUCGUCAUCGUCGAUGUCGUCAUCAUCGUCAUUAUCGUCAUCGUCGACAUUUCCGUUACCAUUACCGUUACCAUUACCGUUAUCAUUAUCGUCACCCUUACCAUUAACGUUACCGUUACCGUUACAAUCAUCAUUAUCGUCGUCGUCGUCUUCUUCGUCGUCGUCGUCGUCGUCGUCGUCGUCGUCGUCGUCGUCGUCGUCGUCGUCGUCGUCGUCGUCGUCAUCGUCGUCGUCGUCGUCGUCGUCGUCCUCGUCGUCGUCGUCGUCGUCGUCGUCAUCGUCGUCGCCAUCAUCAUCAUCAUCAUCAUCAUUAUCAUCAUCAUCAUCAUCGCCGCCAUCAGCAUUACCAUUAUCGUCGCUUUCGUCAUCAUCAUCGUCAAUAUCAUCGUCAUCAUCAUCAUUGCCAUCGAUGUCAGCUCUUAGGCCCGAUCAAUCUUCGCGAAAGAAAAAUAUUCUUGUGGAAGUGAAUCAAACACGCCACCCUGUGCCCGCUGUUUCGAGGUCCGGCCUGAGUUCUGAUUCCGUGAAAUCAAAUCCCAGCCUAAAGUCCAAUCCACGAGCCUGUACUAGCGCCACCACCACCAACACCACCACGACACCCCGCGCGACACCCUGCUCCACCAGGAAGGAGGAACCAAUUCUACCUCAAUCUCUACCGCCGGGUGUCACACAAAAGGAUGUUGAUCUGUUUAAAGAAGCCCGAGAUAGAGCAGCUCGAUUAACUAUUGUGAAUAAUACCGAGGAAACUGUGACAGUGAAUCCAGGAAACAAUACGAGCAAUACGGGAAAUACUGGGAAUGGUAUUAGGAAUCCCGCGGCCAUAGUUUUUGGUCGAUAUGAAGUAGAGACAUGGUAUUCCAGUCCAUUUCCCCAAGAAUACGCAAGAUUACCUAAAUUAUUCUUCUGUGAAUUUUGUUUAAAAUAUACAAAAAGUCGGGCCGUGCUUGACAGGCAUAUGGAUAAAUGCCAAUGGAGACAUCCACCGGCUACUGAAAUCUACAGAUGUGACGGAUUAUCUGUUUUUGAGAUCGAUGGAAACGUGAAUAAGAUAUAUUGUCAAAAUUUGUGUCUAUUAGCGAAAUUAUUCUUGGAUCAUAAGACGCUAUACUACGAUGUAGAACCAUUUUUAUUUUACGCAGUAACAAAAAAUGAUAAAUAUGGUUGUCAUUUAGUUGGUUAUUUUAGCAAAGAGAAACAUUGUCCCGCGCAAAGAUACAAUGUGUCAUGUAUUAUGACUUUACCGCAAUAUCAAAGACAAGGAUUCGGAAGAUUUUUGAUUGAAUUUAGUUAUCUACUGUCUAAAGUGGAAGGAAUUCCUGGGACGCCGGAGAAACCACUAUCUGAUCUUGGCCGAGUAUCGUAUCAUUCAUUUUGGAAAAGCGUAGUUCUUGAAUAUCUCGAUACUCACAGAGAUUCAACAGAUAUUAAAUUAGGAGAUAUAACAAAGGAGACUGGUGUGUCAGCUCACGAUAUCGCAACUGCUAUGCAAUUGCUGGGAUUUGUUAGAUCGGUCCAUUUACCGGGAGAGGGAAAUUCUAAAGUAGCUGUGGUAGUCGAUUGGAGUAAAGUGGAUGCUCAUAUGGCGAAAGUACGAAAGAGUUCCCGUAUCAAAUUAGAUCCUGAUUGUCUUAGAUGGAUACCAUUGCUCACGCAAAUUCCUAAUCCAUAUCAAAGUCCGGAAGAAAGCGGUGAUACCAGUUCCGAGUCCUCUCCCGUCGUGGAACCGAAACAUGUACCAACUAUCGUUGAAAAAAUUCAAAAAGUAAAGAUUAAAAAGAAACCGAGGAGUAGAAGAUUAGGACAGAGAAGAUCUUCACCGCUGAAACAAAAAACGGGUCAAAAAUCUUCCACGCAAAAAGAUUCUUUUACCAAAGAUGCGAAAGAACCAAAAGAAAUAAAAGCAACAAAAGAAGCGAAGGAAGCAAAGGAAUCGAACGAAGCGAAAGAAGUAAAUAAAGAUACGGAAAAAAGGAAUCGAAAUAUUGUUGUCGCCACUGCAUCGGUAGAAAAUAUUAAAGAACAGAUGGUAGUAGAAGCAAAAAAUGUUGCAUCAACAUCAUUGAGAAAUUCUCGAGCAAUGGCUAUUUCAAAAAAUACAAAUCUGAUAAAUUCGACGAAAGCAAUAUCCUUGUCGGCGACAGGAUCAACAAUGACGACAACAACGACGAUUACUACAUCCACCACCACCACCACCACCACUACCACCACAGUAGUAACGAUGACUACAGCAACGACAACGAUGUCGAGACGGAGAAUCAGAACACCGAAAAUAUCUCGUUAUGACGGAGAAUCGGUAAUAACGUCGACAACAUCUAUGCGAAAACGAAAACAUUCCGAGAAACCAGAGAUCGAAGAAAAAGAAGAGAAGUCUGAAGGCAGCUGUAGAAAAAGGACACGGGAAUCUUUGCGAGAGAAAGAAAGAGAUAAGGAACGAGAAAAGGAAAAAGAAAAAAUAAAAGAACGGGAUAAGCCAAAGGAUAAAGAUAGUUACUCGAAAGAUAAAGAAAAGAACGAUAUAACUGAAAUAGAAAAGUUUUCUUCAAAAGCGAUGGAACCGAUAAUGUCAUCGGUAGUACAAAAGCCGACGAAAAAGCAGUGCAAAGUCGAUGAUAUUUUGUUAAAAGUGACCAGUCGGCAAACUAAAUGCUUACAAACGAAGCAAGCGAAAGAAAAGAAACAGAAUAGUUCGGAACAGAAUCAGUGUAAUGGAAAAGACGAUACAAAAGAUAUGUUGAAAACUUUACCAGUAUCGAGACGGGGAAGGGCAAAAGUUGAGAAAGAAGCAUUAAAAAUGCCGCAAUUGAAACCGCAACCUCCUACAAAAGAUCGAUCCGAAAAUCCUGUGAUACUUCCACCAUUGUUAUCCCCUUCAUCAUGUUCUGAAGAGAAGAACGAUUCUAUUUUAACGAGCAAAAGACAACAAUCGUCUCCCGCCUUGGAACAAUUAUCGAUAGUCUCUACGGAAAAAGAAAUUGAUAAUACAACGGAAAAAUUAGUUAAUAGCAAUAAUAAUACACUGGAAAAUGCCGAUGAUAGUAAUACUGAUGUCUCAAAGAAUGCUUCAGCCGUUCUUCCGGAAACAGAAGUAACAAUAUCUGCUAGUCCAGGAGAAUACGAAGGAGGAGAUGAAGAUGAAGGCGAAGAAGAAGUACCUGCACUUAAAUCGAAAUCCGUAACUCGCAUGAAAAAUGAUUCAAACGAAAGAACUGAAAAUACAAAAGAUAAUGAACAAGAAAAGAAACUCGAGAAUGUUGAUAUCAUUCUCUCUUUACAAAAACCGAAAUCGGAAUCAGAAUUAUGUGUUAUAGAAGAAGAGAUACAGAGGAAAGGUAAGGGUGAAAACAUAAGUAAAGAUAAUGACGAGGGUGAAGGUGAAGAUGAAGGCAAAAACAAAAAUGAGAAUGAGAAUGAAAAUGAAAAUGAAAAUGAGAAUCAGAAUAAAAAUGAAAACGAAAACGAAAACGAAAAUGAAAAUGAAAAUGAAAAUGAAAAUGAAAAUGAAAAUGGAAAUGGAAAUGAAAACGAAAACGAAAAAGAAAACGAAAACGAAAACGAAAAUGAAAACGAAAACGAAAAUGAAAACGAAAACGAAAACGAAAAUGAAAAUGAAAACGAAAAUGAAAACGAAAACGAAAAUGAAAACGAAAACGAAAAUGAAAAUGGAAAUGAAAACGAAAACGAAAAUGAAAAUGAAAAUGAAAAUGAAAAUGAAAAUGAAAAUGAAAACAAAAACGAAAAUGAAAAUGAAAACGGAAACGGAAAUGAAAGUGAAAAUGAACGUGAAGGAGCGCAAGCAAGAAAAAAGAAGGAGAAACAAAAUGAAGUUACGAAAGAAGAAUUUGAUAAAGAUUUAGAAAAAUCUGAAAAAACAAUGUGUAAUUCAGAAACAUCUAAAUUGGUACCUGACCUUUCUUCGCCUAAACAAGAAGAAAUUGAAAAAUUUAAAACUGUUGGUCAAGAUGUAAAUAGUUAUAGACAAGUUGAUGGAAUUUCUGAAAGAUUAAUGUUAAAAAGUUCAAAAGAAGAAUUGACGAGACCAAAGAUAGAAACAUGUUGUGCAACAUCUACGGAUAAUAGAAAAGAAUCAUCUGUGAUUUCUAAUUUAGCAUCACCCGAAACAGGACCACUUACGCCGCAAGAAAAAAUUUUGCCCGUUAUCGAACAACAAGAAACUACUGUUCAUCUUCAAACACACUCCGAAGAAUUGAAACAAAAUUCACCCGAAAGUGGUAAAACCACACCACAUUUGGAUAAUCCUGGUUCUGUAAAACGAACGCCUCCUUCGCAACCAGAUUUACCAUCUAUGGGAGUUUAUACACCUGAUUCAACAACGAAUUCAGUUCAUUCGUUGCAUUAUGGUCAUUGUGAUUUAGAUGUGAGUCAAUUAGGAUUAGAGUCUCCUACAUCGAUCGCAAGUGAUCUUGCGUCACAAAAUAGCGUGGAAAGGCCACCUAGUGCAUUACCUUCGAUGCCAGCAUCGGUUACGGUUCCAAUUUCAGUACCUAUGCAAAUAACUCCGGCUACGUCCGCUGGUGUAAAUAUAUCGCCGCAAGUACAAUAUACUGAUUGUUCGAUGCCUCAACAUACUCCACCAACGCACGUUAAUAUCCAUCCGAUGCAUCAGCCUCAUACACCUCAAUCUCUUCAGCAGCCGCGAACUCCGCAAUCUCACACGCCUCAAAGUAUACAAACGCAAAGUCCACAACCUAUUCCGCAAAGUCAUACGCCGCAACCGUUACCUCAAUCUCAUACCCCGCAACCUCUUUCGCAAUCUCAUACACCGCAAAGUAUACCGACGCAAAGUCCUCAACCGAUGCGACAAAGUCAUACACCGCAACCGAUGCAAUUAUCUUUGACUCAACAAACUCAAAAUCAAAGUAUGGCACAUGGUCAAAACCAGCAACAAUCUCAAGGACAACAACAAUCUGCACAUCAACAACAACAAUCACAAACGCAAUCUCAUAGUAACAAAAGAGCUAGUGGUUCACAAACGACUCAUAGAUCUAGAUCUACACAGCAAAGUAGCCGAUCCCAUCGAACGACACCUCCUACGUCUCAUGCUCAAGUAUCUUCGCAAGGUCACACCACCUCUCACACGAGUCACACAACCUCCCACACGAGCCAUACGACGGUUGCACAUACGACGCAUGUACCUCCGCAAUAUCAACAAUCCUCGUCAAUGAGUGUACCACCUGUUCCUCAUCCGCAUCCUCAUUCUCACACGCAUGCUGCUCAUUCACACAAUAUGGCUGUUAUUUCUCAAGGGAAUUAUAUGGCUGUUGCUUCUCAAACUUUUCCAACGCAAAAUACAUACGUAAUUCAACAUCGAAGUAGCAGAUCUGGUGCACCGACGCCAUGUACUACAGCGACAAAUUUUUAUAUUCAAACAAGCGCGAUGCCACCGCAUUCGCAUACACCAGCACCUUCUCUCUCAGCUUCUGGAAAUCAUCAAACAACAAAUUCGUGCAGUUUAGCAAAAUUACAACAAUUGACUAAUGGAUUAGAAAUGAUUCCUCCUACGCCUCCUCCAGCGAUGAAUUUAACGCCACCACCUCCUAUACCACACACUAUGACACCACCGCAAACGUCGAGACAAUUACCGACACCACCUCAAGUACCUCUUGGUUAUGCAAAAAAUUAUUAUAAUGUCAACACAGUACCACCUACUACUCCAGGACCACCCAGUAGAUCAACCUCAAGAUCAUCGGCAAAUGCAAAUAUGGCAUCUCUUGCACAACCAUACCCAAGCGAAAGCUUAUAUCGUCAAACUCUUGAUCCUGGAAGUACAUGUCCUCAAAUGCAGAGCGCCGCUAGUAGAGUUAGUCCUAAUGUGGCAUUGAAUACAAAUCUUAUGGCUCAAUAUGGUUAUCGAGUAGCACAACCUGCUACCGGUUACAUGAAUCAAGCGGCUCAACUUGGUGGUUUCAUGAAUCAAGCCAGCCAAUUGCCUGUUGGAGUCGUUAAUGUACCUGCACCGUAUCCUCAAGAUCCGCAUCAACAAAAUCCAGCAGCAGUGUAUACAACGUAUCACGGUUACAUAAAUGGAGGUCUCAUGCAACCUCUGAAUAGUUCGAUGAGGCCACGUUAGCCCCAAACAUCUAAACGCACAUUCUCUUACUUGCAAUAACGACACUUCGAUUAAAGGGAGGAUUUCCACAUAUUGCGGUUCAUCAAUUUAUAAUGAUUGUUUCAUCUUGGCGAUUAAUGCUCUCUUCUAUUCUAUACGAACUCUGGUAAAUAUUAUUUAUUAGAGAAAUAUUCUUUAUUUUCUUGCAUUUAGCUUCCAUUUUUAUUAUUUAAAAUAAUUAUAAUUCUAAUAACUAAAUUUUUUUUUUCUCUAUGAAUAUUUUAUUUUUUUGAAAUUAUUUCAUCAUCUUCUUUUUUCUCUUCUUUUGUUUAUAUACUUAAUUCUGUUGAUAUAAUUAAUUUUAAAAUCUGUUGAUAUAAAAAGUUACAAAUUCAGAAUCUACAAAUAUCAAAUAACAAGAAAUAACAAUAUAAAUAAAGUAAACAGAAGCGUUUGCAUCCUAGAAAUUAAAGAAUUUGCGUUAAAUGAAUUUUUAAUCGGUGAAAAUAAUAAAAUUUGCACGUGUAUAAGCGUGCAAAUAGAAGAGGGCAUAUAUGUACGAAUUAUAAUCAUAGUAUCGAAUAGUAAACUGCGAAACUUGGAUUCGUAAUUUGUGCAUUUAAAACGAUAAAUUAAUCUAUUGGAUGUGAUCUGUCGAUCGGUGAUUACACACGUGCGCGUGCGUAUAUAUAUAUAUAUUUAUAUAUAUAUAUAUAUAUAUAUAUAUAUACAAAUAUGAUAUAUCAUAUUUGUAUAUGGAUGUAUAUACAUACAUAUAUAUACAUGUAUAUGUAUAUAUAUAUAUAUAUUUAUAUGUAUGUAUCUUUCUCUAUUUCUCUUUCUCUCUCUCUCUCUCUCUAUAUAUAUAUAUAUAUAUAUAUAUAUAUAUAUAUAUUUAUUAUAUAUAUAUAUAUAUAUAUGCAUACACGUGCUCUUAUACGUGUGUAAAUAAGCAUGCAUAUAUGUACAUACAAUUUAUGAUUCAAUCAAGAUCGACAAAUGGAUACCUAUUUUUAAUAGGGCAUUCCUAUCUGAAACUGCAACAGUGUUACGUUUUGUGUAUAAUAGUGUGUAUAUAUUAAUAUACGCAAUAAAUUUUGUGUAUAGUACAUAUAUGGAUAUAUAUAUAUAUAUAUAUAUAUGUAUAUAUAUAUAUAUAUAUAUAUGUGUGUGUGUAUGAGUGUGCAUUACACAUAAUAUUUGCAAAGAAUAUUCUGUUUGAUAUUAUCGAUUGUUGAACGUUGUUAUUUACUUUUUCUUCGAGGCACGCUGUACUUUACUGUAUAAAAUAAUUGUACUACUAUUACAAUGAUUAUAAUUGUACUAUUACAAAUUAAUUAUUAUGAUUGCCAACUCGUUCAUUAUCAUUGAUUGGUAAUUUUCGUUUAUCAUCAGUAUGAACGUACUGUUUCUCGUUAAUGAUUCUUGAUGAUAAAAUAUUAUUCUUGCCGUUGUUGCAGCCAUCGAUUAUCUCCAUCAUUGUCAUAUUUCUUAUUAUUAUUGCUAUAAUGAUUAUUAUUAUAGUUAUCAUUGCCGUCAUCAUUUUCAUCAUUAUCAUCAUCAUCAUCAUCGCCAUCACCACCAUCACCAUCACUAUCACUAUCAUUAUUACCAUCAUUAUCAUCGUCGUUGUCGUCGUCGUCAUCAUCGUCAUCAACGGCAGCAGCAGUAUCAACAUUAUCAUUAUUAUUAUUAUUAUUAUUAUUAUUAUUAUUAUAAUUACUAUUUUGCCGUUGUUGUAAACAUCAUCAUCACGAUAGUCACCAUUAUCAUUACCAUCACUACAUGUCACAUCGAUAUAAAUAAGAUUUUACUGGCAAUGAGUCUAUAUGCUCUUUAUUUACAUGCACAGAUAUGCAGGCAGGACAACACACACGCGUAUACAAACGCGCAUACACAUAGACACCAUAUAUCCAUUCUUUAUUCUCUAUUGUAUGUAAUAUUUUUAUUUUCUAUUAUUGAGCGGGAGGGCACAUAUUAAUUUCGAAAAAAUAAUAAUUGCGUAAAAUUCUUCCACGGAGCGUCGAAAGAAUUACGCUGAAAUUAUUUUUUGUAUCGAAUUAUAAAAGAAAAUGAGACGUUGAUUCCUUCGACCUCUUUAUGGGAAAUGUAAAAUGGUGCUCGUUCGUGGUGUACGUUCAAUUUCCCUCUUGUCCACGACGCUUCGGGGAAUGGUCGCGAACAAAUAAUAUAUUUAUAGUAUGUUAUGAAUUUAAUUUUUUCAGAUGAAACUAUAAGUGCGAGAGGCAAGGAAAUUUGCCUAGUUUUUAGCAUAAUUCUUGAACGAUAAAAAAGGUCAUUGAUAGUGUAAAAAUACAUCAAUAUUUAUUGUACAUAGAGUUAACAAAAAAAAAAACUACUAACAAAUAAAAACGAAUCAAAAAUAAA